AUGAAUGGAACAUGGCUUUUGAACAAACAGCUCUCGGACGAUCUCGAUCCCACCUUUGCCGCGCAAGGAGUUCCCUUCAUUCUGCGCAAGAUGCUCAAAUUCGCUGGCGUCCGCAUCGACAUGACAGAGGACCUCGAGGCCUCCCCUGCGCCCACCAUUCACUUCAAGCAGAUUGUCUCACCCGGUGGAUUUCAUACGGAGGAGGACUAUGUGCUUGACGCCCAGUACCGCGAGGGCACCGUCCCAAUUUUUGGGACCAUUUCUGUGCAGGCGCGGUUCUUGCCCAUGAGUAAGCUCGACGAUGAAGGACUGCGGACGCAGCUCGAGGAAGGUGGGACGGGAGAUGUAGUUAUCGAGGAGAAGACGACAAGCAAGCUGGGCUGGGAAUGUCGUGGGAUAUGGGGAUUCGAAAAGAUUGAUGGCGAAAGACGCUUUGUGAGGACGAAUUUUACCAAAAAGGGAGGUGAACAGGUCACUGCCAAACUUGUCUACGAUUUCCGACCUUGA
Pyricularia pennisetigena is the source of this 507-nucleotide messenger RNA. RefSeq lists its product as uncharacterized. NCBI's taxonomy places the organism in Eukaryota, Fungi, Ascomycota, Sordariomycetes, Magnaporthales, Pyriculariaceae. Bases 1 to 507 code for a protein of 168 amino acids. The record is from RefSeq and is a predicted model, not a curated record. The transcript has 3 exons.